UGUCUCUACGGCUGUUACGUCCACUCCUCCAUCAUCCCCACGUUCCACCGACGGUGCUAUUGGCUGCUGCAGAAUCCAGAUAUCGUGCUGGUGCACUACUUGAACGUCCCUGCUAUCGAAGACUGUGGAAAGCCAUGCGGUCCUAUCCUCUGUUCCAUCAACACCGACAAGAAGGAAUGGGCGAAAUGGACCAAGGAGGAGCUGAUUGGCCAACUGAAGCCCAUGUUUCACGGCAUCAAAUGGACCUGCAGCAACGGGAACAACAGCUCCGGCUUUUCGGUGGAGCAGCUGGUGCAACAGAUCCUGGACAGCCACCAAACGAAGCCGCAACCUCGGACGCACAAUUGCCUCUGCACUGGCAACCUCGGGGCCGGGAGCAGCGUGCAUCACAAGUGCAACAGUGCCAAACACCGCAUCAUCUCCCCUAAGGUCGAGCCGCGGUCAGGGGGCUACAGCGCCCACUCGGAGGUGCAGAACAAUGAUGUCUCGGAAGGCAAGAACGAACACAGCCACAGCAAGUCCUGCAACCGGGAGAAAAGGAACGGCAAAGUGGCCAAACCCGUCCUGCUGCACCAGAACAGCACCGAAGUCUCCUCUACCAACCAAGUGGAAGUACCGGACACGACCCAAAAUUCUCCCGUCUCCAUCAGCAGCGGAUUAAAUAGCGACCCGGAUGUAGCAGACAGUCCAGCGGUCACGGGCGUCUCCAGCAUGGCGGUUGCUUCGGUGAUGGGUAACCUGUCUCAGAACGCCACCGUUUUCAUGUCCGAUAUCAGCAGCGAGGCCGUCUACACCAUGUCCCCCACCGCCGGGCCGAACCAACACCUUCUCUCCUCCGACGCGGCGGGCCAAGGGCUGGUGCUGGCGGUCAGUUCCGACGGCCACAAGUUCGCCUUCCCUACCGCCAGUAGCUCCGACGGCCUUUCCAUGUUGCCCGCCAGCGUCUCCGAAGAACUCGUCCUGUCCACCACGCUCGACACCAAUAGGAAGAUCCCGGAAACCACGAUGAAUUUCGACCCGGAUUGCUUCCUUAACAACCCCAAGCAAGGGCAGACGUACGGAGGAGGAGGUCCCAAGGGGGAAGGUCUCAACGCCAACAUCCGACAAUCGCCCACCACGGACCGGGGGUUCAACUUCAACACGGCCCUCGCCAAGGAGAUCAAGAUAGAAGACACGUCCUUCGAGCAGCAGAUGUCCAAAGAAGCUUUCUCGUCUUCGUCCUCGUCCAACUCGCUUACCUUGAACACGGCGUCCAGUCUCCUCCCUUCGGGAGGAGGACUCAGCCCCAGUACAACUCUGGAACAGAUGGAUUUCAGCGCGAUCGACUCCAACAAGGAUUAUGUGUCGGGGUUUAACCAAGCAGUACAGAGUCCCCACGUCCACCAGACCCCUUCCCCUAGCUUCUUCCUGCAAGAUAGCAGCAAAGCGAUCCCCCUGGAACAAAACGCCCACAGCAGCCUGAACGACGCCGGCAGCUCUUUCGUCACCCCCUUGGCCCUCCCCAACGUCAAGACGGAGGCCUCCUCCCAGAACACCUCCAACUGCAACGGCACGGUGGAGGCCCGGAUCGAGGCUACCUCCUCGCUGCAACUCAUGCAGUUCCAGGCCAACUUCCCGUCCAUCGCGACCGAAGGGGAGGUCCCGAUGGAGACCACCCCGCAGGCGGAAGGCAACGAGAACCUGCUCAAAUCCGGGGAGCUCCAGUCCUGCGGGGCGGAACACUACAUGCAGCCCGAGGCCAACAACAGCUUGAGGAACGGGGGAAACCUCCCCAUCCUCCAGGGCAACAUGGUGCAGGGCCUCUACCCCGUGGCCCACCCGAGCUUGAACAACUCAUCCAACAUGGAGCUCAGCUUGGAUCACUUCGACAUCUCCUUCAGCAACCAGUUUUCGGAUUUGAUCAACGAUUUCAUCUCGGUGGAAGGGGGAAACAACGCCUUGUACGGGCACCAGCUGGUCUCCGGGGAGAACGCCGGGCUGUCCCAUGCGGAGGACAGCACCCGCGCAGCCUACAGCCAGGCCGAGAUGUGCAUUCCGUGCUGCAGCCCGCAACAAGCGAAUCUGAACCUCAGCAACGCGGAGAACGGCGCCAGCCCGAUGACCUACAUGCACGUCACUGAGGUGGUUUCGGCGGCGGCCGCGGCGGCCCAAGGCACCCUGGGCAUGCUCCAGCAGAGCGGCCGGCUCUUCAUGGUGACCGAUUACUCUCCCGAGUGGUCGUACCCUGAGGUCAGCUCGAGGGUCUCUUUUGCACGAGCCCUGGAUAGAACUGGGAGGGGCGGGGGUAGGGUUGUGGUGUAG
Molecule: messenger RNA, 2301 nt
Organism: Thamnophis sirtalis
Lineage: Eukaryota; Metazoa; Chordata; Lepidosauria; Squamata; Natricidae
Source: RefSeq, a predicted model, not a curated record